UACUAUAUGUUGCGCACAAAAAGCGAUCUAUUUGAUGUUUGUUUUCAUCCUUAUUUGUGUUUUUUCAUUAAAUUUAAUUUAUUCUAAAAGAAUUUCCAUUUUUGAAAUUUUGUAUCUAAAAUGGACGUGAAGAUGCGUUUAGUAGAGAUUUUUGUGGUAACCACAUAACGAGCUCGUAGAUAGUGUACGUUCCACUCCAUAGCUCGUUUUUAGUAAACACAAAUAAUAACAACAAUAUAAUCGUUCCAAAAAUGAAUUUCCACGCAUGCUUAUGUUUUAUUCAGACAUAAAUAGUAAAAUUAUAUUUGAUACAGUUCAUGAGUAUCAAUAAAAACGAUGAUAAUGUCAACCUUCUCUAUAUGCGCUUAUAAGAAUUCCACCUCUUUUUGCCAACCAGUGGGCGGAGUCUAAACUUUGCAGGUGCGUGUGACGUCACGCGUUAACUCGUCUAUAACGUUCCGAAAUUAAAUGUGGAAAAAAUCAACAACACAACAUUAUAGCAUUUCCGAGCGAUUUAAGUUGCAAUAGUUUACAGCAUGGCAUCAGAUGUAAAAGAAGCUUUGACAGAGGAGAUAGCACUUGAAGGUCUAGAUGGUAUAACUAUGAAUGCACUAUGGAUACGACUGCAGGACAGAGAGUCGUUUAGUUUUGAGCUUGAUGCAGGGACCAAGGGGUACCUCUGGCGAUGUGUGUUGGGUUUGGGAGAAGUGGAGUUCUUCUUGCUUCCGAAGCCAAGGUCAGAUCUGGUGCCAUUCAACAGGUUGCACUACAUCGAUCCUGAAACGAAACACUUCGUGGAAACGGAGGACAUACCAGACGACAUCUACCCCAUCGAGGUUGUUGAUGACAACGGCAUACAAGGGUCAUGUGCGGAAUAUAAGAGGAGGAAAAACAUCACCGAGCAAGUUCACAAUGAAAAACCGUCAUUAGAACAGGCAGCGGAAAAGUAUGGGAACAAACUGGUGAUGGUCGCCUCUCAGGAUGUCCGUCGCCGCACCCUGAUGGGUUUGCACAAUGAUCCAGGGUUCAUGUUGACAGGCAUAACGUACGCCAUCUUAGAAAGAAUUGGAAGGUCUCGCUCUAAUGGUGAGACGACCAAUGGAAGGAUGAGUCUUAACGUAUUCAAGCAAAACUCCAAGUCCAUGUUUUACUUUCUGAAGAUGCUGAGACCACUGAAUGCACUCAAAAAACAGAGGCUGUUUUCUGUGCAGAAGAACUCGAAGGGGAAGUUGUCAUGCAUCUUGUACCACUUGAGUCGGUAUUACAAGCAGAUAGGAACUCGUGCCCAAAGGGAUUUCAUCACCAUAGCCCACUACCUGGCCUCACACCCGAAUCAAAUGGCUGAAAUGAACAAAUUGAAGAGUGACCUGAAACUGUACGACCAUCUAAAGCAUGUGGUGCGACUGGUUGGUGCUGACGGGGGUCGCUUCUUUGUGCAUGUUGAUGUUCCCUACAGAGACGUGUACCCUACUGCCAAGCCUAGGGUGUAUUUGAGAAAGAACGGUAACGGUGAGAAGAUGAUCCGCCACCUGAAGAUGGAGAAGUCCCUGGACGAGGUGAAAGCUGCAUUAGAGGCAAACGAAACAAUUAGUGAAGAUGAGGAGGAGGAGGAGGAUGAAGAGAAGGAGGCAGUGAUGACUGACCCAGUCCCAGAUUUAGAGUACCCAAAUGUUCUAGACGAGCCCCAGGUGCACCAAGUGUACAAGGUGAUCAGAGCGUCUGGCUCCCGAGGUCUCUCGCUGCUCGAGCUCAUGGGUAUAUCUGACAUGAACAGGCUACAGAUGCGCAGGAUAAUCAAGAUGCUCGAGCGCAUGGAUUGCAUCGACUCGAUAAUGCUGGAUCGGGGGCGGCAGAAAAUUGUCAUGUAUAUGUGCAAGGACAGCAUCAAGGACAACACGAUGCAUCAGAGCGUGACAGUGUCGCUGGACAAGCUGACAGAACGCUCCCUAGAUGACUUCACCCAACCAAAGACCACACAGACAAACAAGAAGAAAAACAAGGAUACUAAGCCAUUGAUGCCAGUGUUACAGGAAGAGGAGCCCAGUGAGGAUAAAGUGUCCAAGAUCCGGGACGAGCUGAACGCCAUGGACGACUUCAUCAAUCCCAUAAAUUCUAGCCAGAUUGAGCAGAUACAGGCACUGAAACUGUCAGGAACUGUCAAUGUGGAAAUCAAGGAAGUGGAACCAAAACCUGUCUUCAACAAGCACACGAAAGAGAGGAUGAUGGGAAUGAAAAGAUUUGGCUCUGCCCUCACGGAGAGCCAUGUGCGUCGUGCCAACUGGAUCAUCGAUGUGCUGAAGGCAGUCAAGGUCCUAGAGUGCUAUAAACUGCUUAAGUUCCUGCGUAAUCGUGAAAAGGAGAUGAAGCUGGCGUACACAAUGGACGGCAAAUCCCUGCAGCGGAUUGUACAGGCUCUCAUAGAGGAGGGCAAGAUCAAGUCCUACAAGAUCAUGUUCUCCAUGGGGACCAAGAACAAAGAUCUGACAUUUCUCUGCAUGCACACAGUGAGUCCUUCGGAUGACUUUUUCCAGCGGAUGAUCGACGAGGCAAAACUUCGGCACUUUAGCGUAUCAAAGGAGGAACUGAAGAAACUGCAUAAGCUGAAAAGAAUGCCUCAGACUGAAGACAAGUACGUGAAUGACAGCAUCCCCUUGUCAGCACGUGAGAGCAUCAGAAACUACCAAGAGUACCGCAAGAAAGUGGCCAUGGACAUGCCCAAAAUGGUCUACAACAGGGCGGCUUGUUUCAAGUAUGGCCUGUUGCCAAAGAUGUUACGUGUGCGGGCAGUUCACCAGUACCUUUACCACCUGUGUUAUGUUACGUACAACCACAGCGCGAGGUUGUCGACCAGUCCAGGAACCUCUAGGGAAUCACAUGAACAAAACGAUAUGCUCUUAAUGACAGACAAACCACAAGCCAGUGACCUUGAGUGGAACGUCAGUGAUCUGCCUGUGUACUGUGAGGAGUUUAGUUGGAAACGCUACUGUCCCCCCAUUCCUGUACAUGAGGGAUACAAAGAAGGCUGGUGCCUGAUCAGUGACGUUCUGCUCAUCAUGCCCGUCUGCUUCUUCUGUCAAGUCGUCAAUGUCAGCUAUGAGAUUGAGGAGCUGGUCACCAUAUUGGAGCACCCAGAGCGGCGCUACUAUCCUGUGAUCCACCUGCCCUUCGCCGUCUCCCAGCGACUGCUCCACUCCCGCAAGUACGUCUCGUGUUUCCUCGAGUGCUGCACCUACCUCAGCGAGAUGGGGCUGUUGUCAUUUGGGCGCGAGGUGCUCAAGGACAAGGAUGAGACAUUUGUCUAUCUGCAUCAGCAUGCCACUCUGUUUGACACACGCGAGUCACUGGAGGGUUACAACAAGACCAAGGCCCCGCCUGGACACACAUUCCCUGAACGUAAAUUCUUCCUGCGCACCAACCACGACCUGGAGGACUACUGGGAGUUUCUGCAGAUCAUGUCACUCGGGAGCAACAUGGGGCAUAAAUCACUGACCAACAGAGACCUAGAGGACAUGGAGUCCUUUGAGGUGAGGUCAAUAACAGAGGCGACGUGCAGCAAUGAGCCUGCCGAUGUCAAGGACGAUGGAGUGUUGCCAGGAGACAGACGAGGGGCUGGAGGAGUAGAUUCAUCCAUAUUUGUAUUUACAAAUAAGAAUUGGAUUUUCAAGCCAUUGAACCACUUGCGCAUAAAAAUUUAUCCAAGGAAACCAAAUAUGGACAUACCUGAGUCCAAGGGGCAGAGUAAGGUAGUCAGUGAAGACAGAAUAAUUGGCAGAGAGAAACUUAGCCUCACCACAGAUGCUGCUCAUCCUGUAUCAAUCAAGAAGGUUGUACGAGUUGAACGUUUCUGGGGCAACAAGGGUGGCAAAGGAGUUCCCCACACCAGCAUCACUAUGACCAACACACACAGGCGUGUGAAGAGAAUGGGGAGGCUGAAGAGGAUCAGGAAUAUAAAAAUAGCUCCAAGAUCACGAGCAAAAGCUGUAACAGGUACAGGUACUGGUCUGGGAGAAAAAGUCAAAGGUCGACUCAAGGGUGAUAAAAAGGAUGAAGAAAUCUACCGCAUGCGAAACAAACAGCGUGUUGUCUGGACGCAGAAAGAAGACUCAGUGUUACUGAUGUGUCGCGUUGGCUCACUGAUCAUGGACAGAAAGAGGAAGACUGCAGUUAUCAUGUAUACACAGAUCAGGGACUACCUGCAUGAGACCUGUGGGGAGGUUUCCCAUGACAAGACCUCCAGCACAGUACAGCGUCGACUCAUAUUUGUGCUGCGUAACCCCCAGACAGAGGCUAACCUGCUACUCUACUAUCAGGAGGCCAUGCAAGAUGAGUUUGUGCUACAGAACUACAUGAACAAGGAGUUCAUGCUGACUGACACCUCCCUUAGGGUGAAAUUUAAACGACUGGUUGACUACCUGCUGGAUAAGUUCAAGUCCCAUGACCUGCAGAGGUGUUCCCUACCAGAGACCCUAGAGGACCUGUCCAUUGACUACUCCAUCCAGUGUGUGGGCAAGCACACCCAGCUCAAGAGGUUCUAUGAGCCGAUGUCUAGGGCUGAAAUCUGUCAUGAUGUGCUGCGCAACAUUCUACAUAGUGCCGUCCUGCUACAAGACAAGAUGGGUCGCACUCAUGAGAUGUUUAAGCUGCUCACUCAGUAUCCGGACGUCCUCCUCUCCAACGUCAUACGAGAACUGAGACUGGAUGGCAUGUUUGUCAUCAACAAAAAGCAAUAUGUGAAAGAAUAUGUGAGCCAGCUGCAUUCAGGUCUGGGUCUUCGCAACUUCAAGUGUUCUCAGAGGUACCUGUACUGCUUCAAGCAGCGCUACCUCAGCCCGAUGUUCAGUGAGUGCGCCAGCAUACUACACAACCUCCAAGCGGCCAAGGAGACUGGGCAGGGGCAGGUCACUCUGCCCUUUGACAUCAAAAGUGGCGAGAUGGCCAUCUUAUUUCCACUCAUUCUUCGUGGAUUGGUGAAGCUAGAAAUGAGGAUUCCUGAGGAGCUUGCCAUCAUUGACAUGAAGGGGUUUUACAGCUUCCCUUGGGGCAGAGGAAAGACACAUGGAUUCACAACGAAGGCUGACAAAAGCCUGCAGCAAACCAAGCAAAAGAGAGACUUGGAUAAGGAACAGGCCUCCAAACAAGCUAGUGAUGCUCAUGAUGAAUGGAAAGCAGGUCCUGACAGGAUUGUCAAAGAUAAUAAUGCUAGAAGCGGAUCUAUGGUGCCUGAAGCAGGUCUUGACAAAGAUGGUGAAAAGGUUAGCAAAGGGAAGCAGUCUGAAGCUAGUUCUGGGAAAGGCAAUGAUGGCAAAAACAUAUCUCAUCUAUCUGAAACUGAUCUUUGCAAUUAUGCUGAUGAUAAUGACAAUGAGAGAUUGGAUAAAUCAGAGAAAGAGCGGAGUAGAAAUGUGGAGGAAGAGGAAAGUAUUGAAUUAGAUAAUGAGAAAACAAAUAUCAAUGAUCAGGCAACUGAAAGGUCAAAAGCUUCCACUGAUCUUGUCAUAGUUGAAACUGGGGAAAGUGGCAAUGAAUUGACAGUGAGGGAGGGUGCUGGUGACAAGGAGUUGGCUGCUAGUCUGGCUGAGACAGGUGAUGGAUCUGAUGAGAUUGUGUUGCAGUGGGAGAAUGGAACUUUGAGGGAUAUCACUGGUGAUGGCAGAGAUGACAAGCCUGACAAAAGUCGGGAGUCUCUGAAUAAUGUUGAACAGGUUGGAGUGAGGUCUGGCAGAAAGAUGACUUUAAAAGAAAAACAAAAGAUCUGCUCAGCUGAGGCAGGUAACGUGAAAAUCACGGAGAAAAAGUCCACAACUCUGUCAAAGAAGACAAGCGCUUUGAAGAAGAUCCCUGCAGCAGAGUCUGUGGAUGAUGUUGAUGAAUCAUACAUGGUAAAUGCUAAAGAGUUUACUCAUGUUAAGACCAACAGAAGCGAAAUUGUAUUGCCAAAACCGGACACGGAUUUCACAAAUGCUGAUCCUAUGUGUUCUUCAUCUGUUGCCUCGAGGACUUUUGUUUGUCUGAGGAGAGUAGAGGAUUGCUCAUUUGAAGAUAUCCGGGUUUUCAAUGCCCAGGAUAAUUUUGUGCUUAAGUCCUGCCAGAUAAAACUGAGGUUGCUAGAUGGUGAAAUAGAUGAAAAUAAAAAGAAUUAUGGUGUAGAAAUAUUUGAUGAAAAUGUUGAGACUGGUGAAAUAGUUUGGAAAAAUGAUGAAAAUUCUGCUCUAAAUGCUGCCAGUGGAAAUAAUGAAAAUAACGCACAAAACUCAGAUUCUAAAAUUAAAGGAAACCGAAAUGAAAUGUCAGAUAUUAAUGUAGAAGCUGGAAAUAAAAUGAUUGAAACAAAAAAUGUGGAGAAUGGUAUAAAAGAUCUUGUCUUAGAGAAAUCCAGAAUGAAGAAGAUUUGGGAGAAUUUGCACAAGUUGAUACCAUUCCAGAUUAAUACUGAUCGGAUGUGGGAGGAACUGAAAUCUUCAGGCGCCAGUGACCAAUAUGUGGAUCAAUGCCAUCAGGUGUAUGACAUUAUCACUGACAACAGGGAGCUUGGAAUACGGGCAGUUGACCUCAAGAAACAGUGCCAGCUGGGCGACAAUUUACGCAGUGUGCUGAACAGGCUUGAGGAGUACAGCUCAAUUCUGAGAGUGGGUGUGCUGGGUCCACGCUAUGUGAGCCUGCAGCAUGCUCGACCCUGGGUCAUCCACGCUUACAGAAACCUCAAGGGACGGGGUCUGCAUAUUGAUGAGGGCAAGGAGGACACGCCAAUCGACACUGAGGAAAUCUCUUCCACUGCAGAGGGCCAAAGUUACUCAGAGACCAGGCACACGAGUUUUGAGGAAGACCGCAUUACCCUGCCGACUGGCUCUGACAUCAAACUGGUUCCCUUCACGAAAACGAGAGUAGAAAAGAUGCUGCCCCCGAAGCAAGUUCCCAUUACCAUUGUGAUGCCAACACCAAGCAAGAGUGUCACAUCACCUACCCGGGCUGGUGAAACACAAUUCCUCCAAGUCAGCAAAGAAGUAGCACCAGAAAAUUCAGACCAGAACACCAGAACUUCAUUUAAACUUGGAGACGUUGCCUGCCAUAAGAACCCCAGCAAAACUGCAGGUGAUGGGCAUCACUCAACUGAAAAAUCUGUACUCCAAGAUGUUGGCAAGGAAAACCCUUCACCUCCAAAGAAAAUGAAAGAAAGUGAUAAAACUUUGACUGUUUCUCUUUCAUCAAAAGAUGGAGAAGAUUUGAAAGAUACAACAAAAACUGAUGUUGCUGGGAGCAAUUCUGAUAGUAAGGGUGAUGAAAAGACUGCAAGGGAUAAAACUAACACUGUUGGUAAAUUUGAAGUUGGAAAUAUUGCAAAAUUUGAAGAGGUGAAGUCAGAUAAAACCAGUGUUGAUUCUAAAACAGAUGUUCAUGAGGAAGAUGUUGAAGCCACCUAUUCAGGCUCUAGGAAGAGAAAAAUCUCAGAUGUUGAAAAUGACAGUGCAAAUGGUACAGCAUCUAAGGCUGCAAAAUUGGACUCUAAUAGUAAAAGCAAAGGUUAUUUGGAACAGAGAUGUGUUUCUAGUCAAACUGACUAUACUUCCAUGAAUUUAGAAGAUCAAGAGGAAGAAGUGAGAGUGUUACGAAAAAGAAAGUUGAUCUCAACUGAUUUUGGAACGGUCUCCCCUGCGCCAGCUCCAAAGAGCACGUAUGACAGGGUGCGUCUCGUGAUCCAGCCAUGGCGCAAACCUGAGGGUGGAGUAAACCGUCCCGUUCUCAAGAUGAUGCUUGAGUCCCUUAUGCUCUUCGUGAUGACACGCCCUGCGUGCUCCUUCCCAACCAUCGUGGAGCGAUACAAUCCUUACAUGCAGCCCAUGGUGCUCAGGAACCUAAUUGAUAUCCUUGAAGACCUUGGAUGUGUUGAAAAAAAGUUUCUGCGGAAACAGCCAGUGACGCUUUUUUCUGGUCCAUCAACCAUACAGAUAGCGGAGGAGGAAGGUGAGGACACAUCCAUGGUCGUGCUGCCAGUGGAUGACUGCGUCUUGAAACUGGGUCAGUUCUGUCUCGAGAUGUACCCAAACGCACAGUGGCCGGAGUCCGGUUAUGCAAAACCUGACCUGACAGAGUAGAAUGUCACUUUCUCUGAAGAAGACAAUAAAACCUUCUCUGCGAUGUUUUGUUUCAACUUGUAACAGGCAAAAUGUGUACAUAUGUGCUCAACAUUUUGGCAAACAGUCACAUUGAGAUAAACACCAAAUGUCAGCAUAAAUUAAGGAACCAAUCAAUUUAACCAUUAAUAAAAUAUUUUUCAAAAUUUGAUUAUGGACAGUUAUUAAGUUAAAUGUAAUUGCAACAUGUCAAACAAAUAAAUUGGGUUCAAAGUCAGUAGAUAACCUGGUAAAGUCAAUAUUAGAAGCAGUCAGUUAGUGGUUAGUAUAGUUGUAUGCAAGGACAUACAGACUGGUACAUUUUACAGCAAAAACUAAGUGUUGUUUAAAUUUUAUUAGCGAGGCUGUUUUAGGAGAAAAAACGAGCUAUUGUCAUAGCCAGCUGGUCCGAGGUAGGCGUCGUGCUAAAACCUUAACAUUGGCUCUAAAAUCAAAGUGCUUCCACCUACAACUUUGAAACUUCAUAUGUAGAUGCACCUUGAUGAGUUCAACACGCCACACCCAUUUUUGGGUCACUAGGUCAAAGGUCAAGGUCACUGUGACCUCUAAUAUCAAACUUUAACAUUGGCUCUGAAAUCAAAGUGCUUCCACCUACAACUUUGAAACUUCAUAUGUAGUUGCACCUAGAUGAGUUCUACAUGCCACACCCAUUUUUGGGUCACUAGGUCAAAGGUCAAGGUCACUGUGACCUCUAAAAUAAAACUUUAACAAAAACCUUAACAUUGCCUCUAUAAUCAAAGUGUUUCCACCUUUAACUUUGAAACUUCAUAUGUAGAUGCACCUUGAUGAGUUCUGCACGCCACAUCCAUUUUGGGUUACUAGGUCAAAGGUCAAGGUCACUGUGACCUCUAAAAAAAUAAAUUCUGACAAGCUUUCCCAGCCGAGCGUGGCACCCAUUAUGCGGUGCUCUUGUUUGUAUACAAUUUACAAGUAUUAACAAAAUUAUGGAAAUAAUAUUAAUUAAAUAUGCAUCUUCAAAAGUGUCAGGUCAGUAUGUUUUGAUCUAUACCUGUCACAUGAUUAUGUUCCAUGUCAAAGACAGUGGAGUUCAUGGGUUUGCUAAUGUCUUUCUGCCAAGUUUUGGGCCAUGAAAUCAGCAAUGUUCAAUAAUCAGACAAAGCACCAAAGGAAUUGUGGAGAUAUUGCUGUUAAAAUAUCUUAAAUUUGCCUUUUGAGAAUUUUUAUGCCCCUGGUAGGGUGGCAUAUAGCAGUUGAACUGUCAGUCAGUAUGUCAGUAUGUGUGUAUGUCAGUCUGUCCAUCCGUCGUAAAAAAACUUUAACAUUGGCCAUAACUUUUUCACCAUUGAAGAUAGCAACUUGAUAUUUGGCAUGCAUGUGUAUCUCAUGGAGCUAAACAUUUUGAGUGGUGAAAGGUGAAGGUCAAGGUCAUCCUUCAAGGUCAAAUGUCAAAUAUAUGGCGUCUGUCCUUCCGAAAACUUUAAUAUUGGCCAUAACUUUUUCAAUAUUAAAGAUAGCAACUUGAUAUUUGAUAUGCAUGUGUAUCUCAUGAAGCUGCACAUUUUGAGUGGCGGAAGUUCAAGGUCAAGGUCAUCCUUCAAGGUCAAAGGUCAAAAAAAUAAAAACUCAAAGCGGCGUUUUCAUGAAGCUGCACAUUUUGAGUGGUGGAAGUUGAAGGUCAUCCUUCAAGGUCAAGGUCAUCCUUCAAGGUCCAAGGUAUUAAAAAAUCAAAGCGGCAAUAUCAUGAAGCUGCACAUUUUUAGUGGUGGAAGUUCAAGGUCAAGGUCACCAUUCAAGGUCAAAAAAUAAUAAUUUCAAAGCGGCGUUCUCAUGUAGCUGCACAUUUUGAGUGGUGGAAGGUCAAGGUCAUUCUUCAAGGUCAAAGGUUAUUUUUUUUAUUUUUUUCAAAGCAGCGCAAUAGGGGGCAUUGUGUUUCUGAUGAACACAUCUCUUGUUAUCUCUAAUUUUAAUUAAAGUUACCUAGCUAUCAUAAUGGAUGCGUGCAUAUGUCAAAGCUUGUCUUGACUGUUACUUCACUGUUCAUCUUGCAAUAAAAAAUUACCAACUUCAAA
Dreissena polymorpha is the source of this 10159-nucleotide messenger RNA. Its product is annotated as general transcription factor 3C polypeptide 1-like. Bases 537 to 8090 code for a protein of 2517 amino acids. Gene Ontology annotation, cellular component: transcription factor TFIIIC complex. Gene Ontology annotation, biological process: transcription initiation at RNA polymerase III promoter; 5S class rRNA transcription by RNA polymerase III. The record is from RefSeq and is a predicted model, not a curated record. NCBI's taxonomy places the organism in Eukaryota, Metazoa, Mollusca, Bivalvia, Myida, Dreissenidae. The transcript is spliced from 46 exons. Gene Ontology annotation, molecular function: DNA binding.